GUGUCUGCGUGCAUUCCUGUUCUUAGACUGGCCAGAACCCGUAAGAAGGUUUUGUUUUACUGUCACUUUCCUGAUCAGCUCCUGACCAAGAGAGAGUCUUUCCUGAAGCGCCUCUACAGAAUACCACUCGACUGGCUGGAAGAGUACACCACUGGCAUGGCAGACUGUAUUGUUGUGAACAGCAAGUUUACUGCCGGUGUGUUCAAAGACACAUUUAAGUCCCUAACUCACAUAAACCCAGAUGUCCUCUACCCAUCCCUCAACAUCAGUAGCUUCGAAACGAUCAUUCCUGCAGACAUAGCUGACCUGAUACCAAAAAAGAAAAAGUUCUUGUUUCUUUCCAUUAAUAGAUAUGAGAGAAAAAAGAAUUUAGCUUUGGCUCUUGAAGCCUUGCAUGAGCUUCGAGGAAGACUUGAUUCGCACCAGUGGAAUGAAGUUCACCUGGUUAUGGCAGGUGGCUAUGAUAAGCGAGUUCUGGAAAACGUGGAGCACUACGAAGAGCUGAGGAGACUUGCAGCCAAGCUUAACAUUAAUGACUGUGUGACUUUCUUGAGAUCAUUCUCAGACGAACAGAAAAUCUCUCUUCUCGGCAACUCUGUAUGUGUGCUUUAUACACCAAGCAAUGAACAUUUUGGCAUUGUCCCUUUAGAGGCAAUGUAUAUGAGAUGUCCAGUUAUAGCAGUUAAUUCAGGUGGUCCUUUAGAAUCAAUCUUGCAUAAUGUUACAGGAUUUUUGUGUGAUCCUCUGCCAACCCAAUUCGCUGAGGCCAUGGAAAAAAUUGUGAGAGAUCCUCUCUUGAAGGACACAAUGGGAGCUGCUGGGAGAAUGAGAGUUAUGGAAAAGUUUUCCUCAGAAGCAUUCUCAGAACAGCUGUACCAAUACAUAUGCAGACUAACAAAAUAAAACUAUAU
Messenger RNA from Acanthisitta chloris (rifleman), 911 nucleotides. It is a transcript of the gene ALG2, whose product is annotated as ALG2, alpha-1,3/1,6-mannosyltransferase. The transcript has a single exon. The annotation marks the transcript as partial. Gene Ontology annotation, molecular function: GDP-Man:Man(1)GlcNAc(2)-PP-Dol alpha-1,3-mannosyltransferase activity; alpha-1,3-mannosyltransferase activity. The record is from RefSeq and is a predicted model, not a curated record. NCBI's taxonomy places the organism in Eukaryota, Metazoa, Chordata, Aves, Passeriformes, Acanthisittidae.